AUGCAGACAAUGGAACUUGGGCAGUUUAUCUUAAAACAAGAGCAGGAAAGGGUUGUAGAUAAACUGACCCAUCAGGACAUACCAGUUUCUACUGAAGAAACAUCAAAAGAACAAAUUAUUUGUUCUUCAACAGAAGAUAAAAAGAAUGAAUAUAUUCGAAGUAUUUUAACAAAACCUAAAAAAUUUGAAAAAAGUAAAUUAAUGAAUUCAAAACAAAAACAACUAAAGAAUUCAUUAAAUGGACCUCAAAAACUUACACAACAAUCGUUAGAUAAAAUCAAUAAAUUAUAUUUUCUUCAGAAAGUCAAUAGAAUUAAAGAAUGGAUAUUAACUAAGAAUGAUGGUUCAGAUUAUCCGUAUCCAUUCUUAUUGUAG
Molecule: messenger RNA, 375 nt
Organism: Entamoeba nuttalli P19
Lineage: Eukaryota; Evosea; Mastigamoebida; Endamoebidae
Exons: 1
Coding region: 1-375 (124 amino acids)
Source: RefSeq, a predicted model, not a curated record